This is a messenger RNA of Trifolium pratense (red clover), 1143 nucleotides long. RefSeq names its product probable WRKY transcription factor 65. The coding region runs from base 253 to 1044 and encodes 263 amino acids. Gene Ontology annotation, cellular component: nucleus. Gene Ontology annotation, biological process: regulation of DNA-templated transcription. The transcript has 3 exons. NCBI's taxonomy places the organism in Eukaryota, Viridiplantae, Streptophyta, Magnoliopsida, Fabales, Fabaceae. Gene Ontology annotation, molecular function: DNA-binding transcription factor activity; transcription cis-regulatory region binding. The record is from RefSeq and is a predicted model, not a curated record.
AUAAUGCAAUUUGCAUGGUGGGGUUGCUGGGGGCUGGUGGCAUUGAUACGUGCAUACUUGUUCACUGCUUUUAUAUUAAAUGAAUCAAAAGAAAUUAAAUAUAUCCACUUGCUCACUUUGUCAUUAUCUCUUCACUCUCCUUCUUCCUAGCUACUCUAUUAAUUUCUUAUGUUGUUUCAUCUUAAAUCUAAAUAAUAAAUAUCUCAGAUCAAGAUUUGCAGCAGCAAGAGAUCAUUGAAUUCAAAGGUAGCUAUGGACAAUAAUGCAUCCCCCCAACUUGAGUCAGAAGCAUCUAAUUCUGAGCUCAAACAAGAAUCUCAACCAUUCAAGAAGCGUAAAAUGGUUGAGAAAACAGUUGUAACUGUGAAAAUAGGAGAGAAUGUUAGCAAGCUGAAGAAUGAAGGACUUCCUUCAGAUUUUUGGUCAUGGAGGAAAUAUGGACAAAAGCCAAUCAAAGGGUCUCCAUAUCCAAGGGGAUAUUAUAGGUGCAGCACAUCAAAGGGAUGUUCAGCCAAAAAGCAAGUAGAGAGAAGUAGCACAGAUGCUUCAAUGCUUAUCAUCACCUAUACUUCAAAACAUAACCAUCCAGAUCCUACUGUCGACUCCACCACAAACUCAGCUCAACAACCAAAAGAAUCCGAAACCGAAACAAUCAAAGAUAUCCCAGUUACCUCCAAUGAAGAAGACCAAGAACAUAUCGUCGAGGAAAUGAUUAAUAAUAAGAGCAUUGUAACUAGUACUGAUCAAGUUACGAACGAAGAAAAUUUUCAUUACUUGCAAUCUCCAAUACACUGCUCUGAGGAGAUUAUUGUAGACCAAGAAGAUCCUUUCAAAUCGAACAUAGAAAAAAGCCAUAUUGACAAAAUAGAUAUUCUCUUAGAGGAAGAGCCACUUUGCUAUGCACAGUUAAAGAAUUUGACAGAAUCUAAAUCAGAAGAACUUGAUUUUUUCGAUGAGCUUGAGGAGUUACCUAUGUCUUCAUCUAUUUUACAUUUUACUAGGAGCAUUUUUUCUAAUGAAAGGAUUCCUGUUGCUCCUUCUUGAUUGAUUCAAGUGUUUGUUUUUCUAUGUGCUUGUCGUCUAGAAGAAUGUAACAUGUUUAUUGAAUUAUUGUUAAUAUAUGUUGUAUGUUAUUUCCACAUA